AUGAAUUUUUUAAUCAUUUCAACUUUGGCACUAAUUUCUUAUCUAACAUUGGAUAUUAUCUUCAAUGAUUAUUUUUGGAAGAUAAACAUUGAUUUUACAGUACUAUUACAGAAUAACACAUUUCCAGGAGAAAAAUUGAUGUUUUAAUUUUUUUCAUAUGUAAUUCAACUACCUAUGUUAUUGGGAGGAUUACAAUUUAUGUUAUCUAGCAAAAAGAUAGAAUCUAUUUUAUACAUCUUUUUAUGCAUGUUUGGAUUUACAAGUAAUGGUCUAUUGAAAAAUGCAUACCAUUAACCUAGACCAUAUUGGGUUGAAGAUGAAAUAGAAGGGUAUAUAGAAUAAUUAUGAUAUUUCAGUAUUGGAUGUAAUAUGGAAUUUGGUAAACCAUCUGGUCAUGCUUAAACUUCAGUCAUAAUAUAUUACUCAUACCUAUUUAUAUUUUAUCCAUCCACUUUCAUAUUUAACAAAGUCAAAGUUUCUGACAAUUAAGAGAAAAGUAAUUAAGAUGAGCCAUAAAAUAAAAAAGGAUUAGUGAUAUUUCUUAAUAUCUUAGCAUUUUUAUGCAUAAUUAUGACUGGAUUAUCAAGAGUAUUUUUGGGAGUACAUACAAUAGGAUAAGUUUCAUUAGGAUGGAUAUAUGGACUUUAUAUAGUUUUUAAUUAUCAGAUUUAUUGUCAUCGAUUCUUAUUAUAGUACUAAUUCUUGAUAAAUAAAGGUACAUUAAAAAUCAAUUGCAAAUGAGCACCGAAGAUAAUGUGAGAUUUUAAAGAAUGUCUGUAUCAAUUUCAGCCAUGUUUAUUGUUGUAAUUUUGAUGGAUAUAACAUUAUUGGAAUUAAACAGAAAAGUGUUUAAUUAAAAUGAAGAAGAAGUUAAUAAAUGGUUGUAUAAAAUUACUUAAUGUAAACAUAAAGAGAUUGGAUAUUACACAAAAGAUCAUACAAAAGUUUUAUAUAAUGCUUGUUUUUUAAAUGGAACAUUAUUCUCCUUUAUAUUUUCAUUUAUAUAAGGAUGUUUUUUUGGUUAAGGAAGUUUUAAUUAAUUAGAAUACUUUAGUUCAAUGAAUUAAAAGAAUUUAACUUUUAAAAUAUGUAGAUUAUUUUUCUAUUUACCAUUACUAUUACCUUUACCAUUAUUGAUAAUCUAAACAUAUAAUAUUUAUAUAACAGCUUUUCUAAUAGUAAUAUUUUAAUUAAUUUAAGUUCAUUCCAGCUAUUUUUAUUUAAUGCUGGUAUAUCACUAUUGUAUAUCCAAAUAUAUUGAAAAUAUUUAAUUAUGA
Molecule: messenger RNA, 1277 nt
Organism: Paramecium primaurelia
Lineage: Eukaryota; Ciliophora; Oligohymenophorea; Peniculida; Parameciidae
Source: the annotation of a GenBank genome assembly